AUGCAUGGAGAAGGCAUGCCAAUUGUAAGAACAGAUGUGCUGCUGCUGCCUUUGUAUAAAGUUGCAUGCGUGUACCUUAUACUUUUUAAUGCUUAUAAUUGUCGUCAACAAGCUGAAUUAGAACUUCGCCCAAUUGGGCCAUCAGAAACUGUGGUUCCAACUUCAAACAAUUACCAAAGAGACCUAGGCUUAUCCAUAAGUAAGACUACAGGGAAAGAGAAAACAUAG
Ilex paraguariensis (yerba mate) is the source of this 228-nucleotide messenger RNA. Lineage: Eukaryota; Viridiplantae; Streptophyta; Magnoliopsida; Aquifoliales; Aquifoliaceae. The record is from the annotation of a GenBank genome assembly.